Molecule: messenger RNA, 195 nt
Organism: Clunio marinus
Lineage: Eukaryota; Metazoa; Arthropoda; Insecta; Diptera; Chironomidae
Source: the annotation of a GenBank genome assembly
AUGGAAGAUUGUCUCAUAUUUAGAAGCAACAGGGUAGCAGCCAGCCAGCCAAUAAUCAUAGUUAUUUCGACAAUCUACGAGAAUAGAUCUUGUCUUCUUCUUCGUUCAUAUCUUAUGGAGACAAAAAAUACUCUAAGAUAUAUUAGAGUUCGUGCAGACAGCAGAAAGAAACGCACGAGACUUUUCAACACAUGA